GUCAUUUGAGGGAACGUGCGCCCGUCUACAUACGUGCUUCGAGAACCUGAAGCCGCUAUACCCGGAGAAUGGGAGCCCGAUGCCAAUUCUUGAUCCCCUUGUGCACCAGGCUUUUAUCGGAAUUGACACACUCACCACUGUAGCAAAUUCGUAUAACUUGCCAAGGAAGGAGCAGAAUAAGACAAUGCUUUUGAAGUUGUUGUUCCACAUCAAGAACAGAUAUUCGUCCAUUCUGACACUGGACCAGAGAGAUGAGCUGGACAGUCGUGUGAGGCAGUUGGUUUUCGAGGAUAAAGACAAUGUCAAUGACCCAAGUACCAGUGGCUCGGCUCCAUCUGGGCAGGUUUCGUCAGGGAGAUUGCCAUACGAAUCAGGAGCAGCAAAUUCAUUCAGUGGAUCUAGCUUACCGAGGUUGGAAAUACCCGCAAAAAGGAUUAGUCCCUUGUUGGAUCUUCAUGCAGAUUAUGAUGAGAACAGCUUACCCUCGCCCACACGGGAUAAUGCACCUCCUUUUCCUGUGCCAAAGCCUAUAGGGUUUGGGGCAUUUCCAAUGGUACCUGAGAGACCAUCUUUCCCAGAGAGGGAGUCUGGAAGGAAUUCGAUAUAUCCAUCCUUAAAUGAUCCUCUGAAGGCUGUUUCAUCAUAUCAGCAGAAGUAUGGGCAGAAAUCUGUCUUUCCAAGUGAUGAUCUGCCAAGUCCAACUCCUUCUGGUGAUGAUGGUAAAUCUGCAGACAAAGGUGGUGAUAUAUUUGGUGAGAUUUCCAGCUUCCCAGCUCCAAAGAAGACUGCACUGCCAAGUACAAGUCAGAUGCCUGCUUCUCAACCUAACACAACCAGCGGCAGCAAUAUUAGUUAUGCGGGUGGUCCACCUGGUUAUGGUAAACAAGCUGAGCAAUUGGCUGCAGGUCCAAAUCAUGCACUAAAGGCUACAUCUAAAAGUAGAGAUCCAAGGCUCAGGUUUUUGAACCGUGAUUCUGCUGGUGCUACAGAUGCAAAUCAGCGUGUGAAUUUUUCAGAUCUGAAGGAUGGGAAUUUGGGUGCUGGAGUGCCAACUAUUAACCGUAAACACAAAGCAGUUGAUGAACCUCAGGUGGAUGAAAACGUGCUAAAAAGAUUUAGGCUUGGUGCUGGGGAUCCAAGAAACAUGCUGGUGCCAACAGGGAAUCCCAAUCAGCUUAUGACCAACAUGAGGGCUCCCCCAAACAGCAGUGGAGCCACUACACCAUUUUUGCACCCCACUCAAAGUUCUGCUCCACAAAUCAGUGCACCUCCUGCUGUUUCAUUGCCUUCUUCUCUAUUAAAGGACAUUGCUGGGAAUCCAACAGUUCUGAUGAAUUGGAUUAAAAUGGAACAGCAGAAGAUGUCAGCAUCAGAACCUCAGCAGGUAGCCAUGUCUAGUGGCACGAUCAGUAUUGGAAUUGCUGGCACGGUUUUACCACCUGGCAGUGCUCCAAAGACCACAGAAGCUGCACAAGUUCCGUCUGUUCGGCCACAGGUUCUGAUGCAGACACCACCUCUGAACUCACAAAACGAUACUGGUAUACUACGAAUGAAGCCCCGCGAUCCCAGGAGGAUCCUUCAUAAUAGCAUAGCCCAGAAAACGGAUGCAGUGGGCUUGGAGCAACACAAAUCUAAUGGAACUAAGCCUGAUUCUCAGGGCACCAAGGAUCAGACUACUUCAAUGGUUUCUCAACCAGCUUUGGUGUCUGGUAUUGCACGUCCGUUCACCAUGAGCACGAAGCAUGUUGAUCCUGUCUCAAAUUCACAGUUAGCUGCUACAGCUCUUAUGGCUCCUACACAACAAGCUUCAAGCAGCCUAACUAGGGUGGAUCCGAGGCUGGCCGUUGAACAGAAUGGUCAUAAUGCUUAUGCAGCUAAUGCUCCUGCAACACCACUUGAAGCUGUGCAGCCAGUUAACCCAUGGGGUGAUGUUGAUCAUCUCCUUGAUGGUUAUGAUGAUCAACAAAAAGCUCUCAUACAGAAGGAAAGGGCAAGACGGAUCACAGAACAGCACAAAAUGUUUUCAGCACGGAAGCUAUGCUUGGUGCUUGAUCUGGAUCACACCCUUCUUAAUUCCGCAAAGUUUAUAGAGGUGGACUCUGUACAUGAAGAGAUCUUGCGGAAGAAAGAGGAACAGGACAGGUCUAUGCCAGAACGCCAUCUCUAUCGUUUUCACCAUAUGAAUAUGUGGACGAAACUGAGACCAGGAAUAUGGAAUUUCCUUGAUAAGGCGAGUAAGCUCUUCGAGUUGCACCUGUACACCAUGGGGAACAAACUUUACGCUACUGAGAUGGCUAAGGUUCUUGACCCUACUGGGACCUUGUUUGCUGGGCGAGUCAUCUCAAGAGGUGAUGAUGGUGAUCCUUUUGAUAGUGACGAGCGAUUGCCCAAGAGUAAAGAUCUGGAUGGGGUAUUGGGGAUGGAAUCUGCAGUGGUAAUCAUAGAUGAUUCUGUAAGAGUCUGGCCUCACAACAGACACAAUUUGAUAGUUGUAGAGAGAUACACCUAUUUUCCCUGCAGUAGACGUCAAUUCGGCCUUCCUGGACCAUCGCUUCUGGAGAUUGACAGAGACGAGAGGCCAGAGGAUGGUACCCUUGCUUCUUCACUGGCGGUCAUUGAGCGAAUUCACCACAACUUCUUUUCUCAUCCUAAACUCAAUGAGGCUGAUGUGCGAACCAUACUAUCAGAUGAGCAGAAGAGGAUCCUUGCUGGCUGUCAUAUAGUCUUUAGCCGAGUUUUCCCGGUUGGAGACACAAAACCUCAUUUGCAUCCUCUGUGGCAGACUGCAGAGCAGUUUGGUGCAGUCUGCACGAACCUGAUUGACGAAAAGGUCACUCAUGUCGUUGCUAAUUCCCUCGGGACAGACAAGGUGAACUGGGCAUUGUCCACAGGCAGAUUCGUGGUGCACCCGGGAUGGGUAGAAGCUUCAGCUCUGCUGUAUCGGCGCGCCAAUGAGCUUGACUUUCUAGUCAAAUAAUACCCUGCUGAGCCCCAGUUCUCCAUCUAGGCUCCAGGGAAGAAUUCUUCUUCUCGGGAUGGGAUCCAGUCAUGGAAACAUAACAUGAUAAAAAAAUACUAACAACAUUCUAAAACCGGACCCAUAGUAAGAAUCGAACCAACUAAAUUUCAGGCUUUAAUACAAUGGGUAACAAGAAACAAAUGCUUUAUGAAAAGCCUGAAAGAGGGGACUGGGACAACAAUCGAUGUCAUUACUGGAGGUGGUGGUUGCUUUGGUUCAGAAGUAUUCUUAGAAAAGAGCCAGAUGUGCGCUAAACGAAGUCCAUUGUGCGCUCACCAACUCCCCCAUUUGUAACAUGUUAAAUUGGUGCAUUUUUGGUAGGAGUAAUAGGUUCGGAUGCUGCCUGUAGCCACAGAAAUGUGGUGUUUCGGUAGCCGCCGCGGGUUGCCCAUCGAAGUGGCAAUUGAACUGACGUGCGGCGGUAAUUUUGAACGAGGCAGUAUGUUUAUGUAUGUCUUGGGGGUAAAAGUGUGGCUGGUUGCGUCUUGUGCCGUCAAACGCUGAAAAGGCAUUUGGACAAGGACACCUGCUGCUCCCAAAGAUGAUGGUGGUUAGUGGGGUUCGUAUAGCGGGAAUGGAUAAUUGGGGGUCAAUGGUGGCAGAGAAGAGUGCAUAUGAUGUGAUCCGUUGGUUACUGGUUAUUACAUGUGAAAGAUUAUUCCAAACAGGAAACGCGUGACCGGAUGCUA
Setaria italica (foxtail millet) is the source of this 3708-nucleotide messenger RNA. RefSeq names its product RNA polymerase II C-terminal domain phosphatase-like 3. Lineage: Eukaryota; Viridiplantae; Streptophyta; Magnoliopsida; Poales; Poaceae. Gene Ontology annotation, molecular function: RNA polymerase II CTD heptapeptide repeat phosphatase activity. The record is from RefSeq and is a predicted model, not a curated record. Gene Ontology annotation, cellular component: nucleus.